This is a messenger RNA of Antechinus flavipes (yellow-footed antechinus), 3480 nucleotides long. It is a transcript of the gene SMIM14, whose product is annotated as small integral membrane protein 14. The record is from RefSeq and is a predicted model, not a curated record. Gene Ontology annotation, cellular component: endoplasmic reticulum. The transcript has 5 exons. The coding region runs from base 154 to 459 and encodes 101 amino acids. Lineage: Eukaryota; Metazoa; Chordata; Mammalia; Dasyuromorphia; Dasyuridae.
CGGCUUCGGGGCUGGCUAGCUGCAGCGGUCGCGUCGGCAGCAGCGGGGGCUGGGGGCCCGGGACUCCGACUGUCUUUCGUUCCAGCUCCUGCUCAGCCUGGCUGGGGUCCCGGGACGGUAUAAACAGUUUUAUUGAAAUCAUCCUUGGUAAUCAUGGCAGAAGGUGGAUUUGAUCCCUGUGAAUGCGUUUGUUCUCAUGAACAUGCAAUGAGACGACUGAUCAAUCUGUUGAGGCAGUCCCAGUCCUACUGCACAGACACAGAAUGCCUUCAGGAAUUACCAGGACCUAAUUCUUCUAUUGACCCUGGCCUCAGUGUUACCAUGAUAAUAAUGUUCUGGGUGGCCAUUGCAAUGAUCUUGUUCCUAAUGAGACCUUUUAAUCUGAGAGGAUCCAUCAUAUCUGGAAAACCAACCAGUCCACAUAAUGGACAAGACCCACCAGCUCCUCCUGUGGACUAGACUUUCUAUGAUAGAAAACGAAACAGCUAACACCUUGCACGACCAAAUGAAAGAAAGCGACCAGAGUACUCUUAACCCAAUUAGUACUAUUUUUCCCUUUGCAUUUACAGCAUAGGAUGGUAUUGUUUUCAUGAGCUACUAGAAAUUUUACUGUGAUCUAAUUUUUUGCUUCCCAUGUUGCCAUCAUUCCUAUUUAGAGUUUAUGCUUUUUUUUUCCUUAAAGGAGUCACAUGGGAUUCUGGGGUUUCUAGACCUUAAACAUUCCACUUAUUCUCUUUGUAAUGGUUAUGAUUUUUGUGUGUGUGUGAUAAUUUCUGGCCUAAUUGAAGGAGAAUUGCAAUCUCUGCAUUUAAACUGAUGAAAUGGUUUUGAUAGUUUUGUAAGAGUGAAUUUUUUUUGCAUAAAGUAUACUUUUGAAGUUAUUUGAACUCAGCUGGGAAAAUUAGAACCACAUUGUAUUUAUAUUCAAUCUGAGAGUGACUCUCUCUGUGGAUGGUGGUCUUCUCCCUAUCCUUCAGACUUUUUAACCUCAUGGAAUUUUUACCAUCAGUAGCAGAAGCCUAUUAGAACUGCUUGGAAAAAGAAAGAAGAAAUUUUAUGGUUGUUUACUAAGCUUUUAUUACCUUCCAUGAAAUUAUUUUACAUUAAAAAGUUCAAUAAAUGUAAUUGAUAAAUUGCAUAUUUAACUGUCCAUUAUAUAAAAUAUUUGUAAGCCACUGAGCACUAGACUUAAAAGAUUUAUAAAAAACAAAAAAUGAAACGUUCCUAGCUAUGCUAGGAGUAACCUAUGACAUUUUAACUUAAAACUAUAAUUUAUUGUUUAUGAUGAGAACCUAUUAAAAUUGAAAAUACUCUUUUGAGUUGUUGGCUCCGAGUUUUUAGAACUAAAACUUGGAUUACUGCUUUUCCUUUCUGUGAGCAUUUUCAAAUAUGGUUUUACUUGCUAAUUCUCUUUCCUCUUUGAAAAUUAUUUUGACUUUGUUGCCAUUCUAACCUUUUAACAAACCUUUAUGAAUUCUUUGUUGAUUCCAAGGUGAUAUGGUAGAUGGAGAAGAAUGAGAGAUGCUUGUUUUCUCCCCUAAUUGUGAGUCCUAUUUUAGCUAAUGAGAGGAAUGCUUUGUGGAUAUUAAUUUAAGAGCAGUUUUGAAAUGUACAGAAAAAUAAAGAGUUUUAUGUUUUUCUUGGUCAGUUUGGAAAAUGAGGGAGAAUAAUAUAAAGAAUAUGUGUACAUGGCUGCCUUGGUUAUCGAAUUUUUCUCAGUAAAUGAGAACAACUUAUGGGAACCUGGAAUGUACACUUCUAUCCAAUAUAAGACUUUUUUCAUCAUAAAUGCAGUAUCAGCAUAGCCUCUCGUUGUAUAGAUCUUGCACUUGUAUAAGUUGAAUAAACUUCUCUAUAUCAUUGUACUGUGUAAUAUAGUCUCUGAUAUAGUCUGUGACACAUAAGGGAGUAUUUUUUGUUUUUUAAGAUUGAAUUCUAGGCCAUCUAUACUCUGUAAGGUCAUAAUUUUAAAUAUACAGUCUGAUAUUCCUAACUUGAAUUCUUUUUUGUACAUCUUAGUUUUCUGACCAACUUAGUGAAAUACAACCAGCUCUUAAUUACUUCUGCUAAUAGAGGGGUGUUCUAUCCCAGGAACUCUUUAAUUCCCCAAAACAAUGGUUUCCCUCUGCUGUGAUCCACUGGACAAUCAGACUCUGCUUUCCCAACUUUUAGAGAGAGAAUCAGCUGGGGCAGUAGCAGUUGAGAUGAACAGUGGGGACCUGGUGCCCCUCAUCUGCUCCCCCCUCAAAGCGCCAGGAGGCCUGCCACUGUCAGAUACCAUUAUCCAGUGUCAGCCUGGGCCCUGGAAAGGAGGGCUCUCGUCUUAUUCUAAGACCUUCGGGCUGCUUCCAGUUGCUGGUGUUUAUUUGAUACCUGAUCCGAAGCAAGUUUGGCUCCCCCCCCCCCUUUUCUUUGUCUCAGGUUGCUUAUCUAAAGAAUAACCACAGCAGUUCUUAUCUUCAGAGUACUGACACUAAUUAUGUUGCUUCUAAGAUUCUUCGUACCCCUGUCAGGGUGAGGGAUACAAACUAUUCUGAAACAACGCAACAAAUGUAACCCUUAAUGCUUCUGCAUGAUUGAGGCCUUUUUGUUGAACAAACUAGCAAGUCAUUUGCCUUAUAAGCAUUAGCUCUCAAGACCAUCACUACAGUCCUUUUAUUUUUUGAAUAUUCUGGGGGAAAAAAGCUUAGAGCCACAUCUUUUAAAAUCACCAGUGGCACUUAAACACUGCAUAUAGUGUGUUGUUGAGAGGUCAUUUUGUUCAUCACCACAUAAUUAGUUUUAUUUACUCAAAACAAUGCUUUUGGCUUUACAUAUGGGAAAAACUAAGUUGGAAUUGUUUUGUAGUCAAAAGUUUUAUGAUGUUCCAGGCCAUGAUCCCAUGUUCAGCAAGUCACAUUUUUAAACUUGCAAAAAUUCUCUGAAAAAACUGUCAGAGACAGUCUAUCACAAGGUUGCUUUUAGUGUCUUUUGUGAUUUGUGAAUUGAGAGUGUACCAUCGUGUUUAUAUGGAAUUUAUAUAGCUCACAUUUUAGAAGGAACCUUGGAAGAUAUUAAAUAUCGAAAGUCUUUCAUUAAUCAGAUUUGUUUUAAAAACAUUGCCAGCUGAAUUCUCUUAAGGCUGGAAUUCCAGCAACCUGAAAAAGUAAUGAAGAGAGAGUUUACAGUUAAUGGAUUAAAUCUUUGUUAUUGCAGUAGUAGGUUUAGUCUCUUAAUAUAUUAUAUUCUUAAAUGAAGAAUUAUGUGUGUUUGUUACUAUGUCUGAAGAUCACUUUGUUUAAAAAACAAAAAAAAUAAAGGAAAAGUUGUCAUGUGAUGUACUAAAUGUUAAUCGCUGGUUUAAAAUGUCUAAAUUAUGCCAAACAAAUCAUGUCUGUGCCAUCCAGGGUUUCCUGUUAAUCUUUUAUUGAGUACUUGGAUUGGGGUAAAGGGCUUGUACUAUGCACUUUUUAUUAAUGAAUAAAUAGACAACAUUAGUAA